This is a messenger RNA of Verticillium nonalfalfae, 810 nucleotides long. RefSeq lists its product as uncharacterized. The record is from RefSeq and is a predicted model, not a curated record. Gene Ontology annotation, cellular component: precatalytic spliceosome. Bases 1 to 810 code for a protein of 269 amino acids. NCBI's taxonomy places the organism in Eukaryota, Fungi, Ascomycota, Sordariomycetes, Glomerellales, Plectosphaerellaceae. The transcript has a single exon.
AUGGGCAAACCCGACACAAAGACCAUCUACGCCAACGAGCGGCGCUUCCUCGACGACCGCGGCACGGCAGCCGCCCUGGCCCCCAAUGGCGAGAACCCGGCCAAGAUCAUGGAGAAGGCCGUCAUCGGGCGCAUCGUCGACGCGCAGUACUUCCAGUACCAGUGCUUCGCCCUCAACGAGGCCGGCAUCGUCGACCGCGUCGUCAACGACGUCAAGUUCAUCGGCGGCACGUACGGCUCCGCGCAGAAGCCCACGCCCUUCCUCUGCCUCGCCUUCAAGCUGCUGCAGCUCGCGCCGAGCGACGCCGUCCUCGAGAUGUACCUGAGCUUUGGCGGCGACAAGUUCAAGUAUCUGCGCGCGCUCGCCUGCUUCUACAUUCGCAUGACGAGACGCGCCAAGGACGUGUAUGCCAUUCUCGAGAGGUACCUCGUCGACCGGCGGAAGCUGCGGCGGAAGGGGCGACAAGGCACGAGCUUGACGUUUGUGGACGAGUUUGUGGACGACCUGUUGACAAAGACGAGAGUGUGUGCGACGAGUUUCAGGGAGCUGCCGAGGAGGACCGACCUCGUGGACCUUGGAGAGUUGGAAGAGAGGGAGAGUCCUCUGGGCGAUAUUGACGAACUCCUCGAUGCCGACGACGAGGAACAGCAGCAAGACCAGCAGCAGCAGCAGCAGGAUGAGACGCCAGGUAGCAGGGCAGAUGAUGAGUCAGACGGCGAUAUUGUCGAGAGGCGACAGAACGGCGGCAGAAUGGACGUCGACAGGAGCCCAUCGCGAAGUCGAUCAAGGAGUCGGGAGCGAACGCCCUGA